Teleopsis dalmanni is the source of this 2254-nucleotide messenger RNA. RefSeq names its product homeobox protein Hmx (gene Hmx). Gene Ontology annotation, molecular function: DNA-binding transcription factor activity, RNA polymerase II-specific; RNA polymerase II transcription regulatory region sequence-specific DNA binding. Gene Ontology annotation, biological process: regulation of transcription by RNA polymerase II. Bases 35 to 1645 code for a protein of 536 amino acids. Gene Ontology annotation, cellular component: nucleus. The transcript is spliced from 3 exons. The record is from RefSeq and is a predicted model, not a curated record. Lineage: Eukaryota; Metazoa; Arthropoda; Insecta; Diptera; Diopsidae.
CUUGAAAAAAAUAAUACAUUCAUUAACACUUAAAAUGUCUACUUCUGAAGCUGAAGUUGACAUAAGCGUCGUCUCAAGCCCGGAACCAAGUCCGACAGGCUGUGGUAAUGAGCGUGAUAGCCCUAUGCGUUGCAUAUCUCCAGCUCCAUCAGCCGGUAGCGCGCCAACAUCAACUACUUCAACACCAACAACAGCAGCUGGAACACCUACUUCGAAUGCUAACUAUCAUAGUCCAACUGCUGCGUUAAGUGCUGUACCGCCGACGGUAUUGCAUCAUCAUUUGCAACAUCAUCUAAAUAGCUUAAGUGGGCAUCCAGUGGCCUUACAUCAUGCUUUGCAUACCUUUGGUCAUCUUCACCCAGGACAUCCUGCUCACCCAGCACAUCAGCAAUUGCUACAGCAUGCAGUUACACCGACGGCGGUAACACAAUUAGCUGCGGUUACGGAACGUUUUAGUCCACCGGCUAUGGCUGCUAUGGCACCUAAAUCACCAGCACACAAUGGUGAUGAGGUCACUUCGUUGGUGCAUAAUAAUAACAAUAAACUGAUUAGUAACAAUAACAGUGAUAGUAACGGCAGUAGUCAGAAUUUAGCAAAUUCAAAUGGUAAUAAUGGUAAUGAAAGCAAUAAGGUUACCACUGGUAACGGUUUCACCAGCUUUUCCAUAUCGAGUAUUCUAAGUCGAAAUGAACCAGCAAAGAAAUGUGCAAAUAAUAAUAAUGUGGCUACUCUUAUUACACCAAUACCACAUCUGCCACAACCAGGCAGUGGUGGUCCACAGGAUGCUGCUAUGCUUUCAAGAUUGGGUUUCAUUUCACAAUGGGGCGCUUUAGCCGGUCGUUAUGCUGCGCUUUGUCCUCCAGGUUGGCCGUGGGCGCCACAACGUAUGCCUUUUCAUAGUCCUACUCAUGAUAGUUCCUCGACAAACACAACAGAGAAUCCCUCAUCGCCCACAUCGUUGAGUCCCAAUCAUAGCAGCAACAAUAAUCAUAACAAUGGCGCAAAAUCACCCUCUCCACUCGGUUAUCACAAUUCACAACAGCAUCCACAUCUUCCACAUCCACAUCAAUCUUCAACACCGACUAGUAGCAGCGGUCAUACACACAAUCAUCAAUCAACACACUCCAAUUCAAGCUACAUGCUGCCAACAAGUUCGAAUGAAUCUGAUGAUGAAGGUGAAGAAAUAAUCGAAGAGGAUGAUGGUACUGAUGGUCCUUCAGAUAGUUCUUCACCACAUGGUGACUCAAAUCAAACUAAACGUAAAAAGAAAACAAGAACAGUUUUCUCACGUGCCCAAGUAUUUCAACUUGAGUCCACAUUUGAUUUGAAACGCUACCUUAGCUCAUCGGAACGUGCCGGUUUAGCGGCAUCCCUACGUCUCACAGAGACGCAAGUAAAAAUCUGGUUUCAAAAUCGUCGCAACAAAUGGAAACGUCAGCUGGCUGCUGAACUUGAAGCAGCAAAUAUGGCAAAUAUGGCGCAUGCGGCUCAACGUUUAGUGCGUGUGCCGGUCUUGUAUCAUGAUGGUACGGCAUCUGGUUUUGUGCCACCACCACCGCCACAUCAUCAUCCCAUGCAGUAUUAUGCUGCCGCUGCAGCACGCAACACAAGCCCACCACGUCCACCGCUGCCUUCAUUAGUAUAGGGCGUGGGGUGUUUGGCGGCAGCUGCUGGCUCAGCGUCGCUAUUAAGUACUACAUCACCAACACGUUACUUGCGUCCAGCUAGUGAUGUGGAUUCCGAUAUAGAUGAACCGGCAAUCGAUGUGGAGGCUGAUGAAGAUGAAGAUGAAGAGCGUAACGAAACUCAUCAUUUGCUCAACAACAACAAACAUUCACCGAAACCCUUGCUAACUGCUGCACAUUGUGAUUUCCACAAUAACAGUGGAAGCUGUUUGGAACGUCUCAGUGCUGCUGCUAAUGUACACAUAAAUGCUGGCUGCGAUAUAGUUAAUGUCAGCAUUGAUAAAUCGAUAACCCAUAAAGCUUAUUAAGCGGAAGUGUUGAGUAUGCAAAGCAAAACGAAGAGUUAAUAGUUGCUGUAAGGAGUUGCGUGCAUUCCUUACUCAAUGGACUGUUGGAAUGUUUGGAACAGUCGUAGCGAGGUUUGCUAAAAUUUUUGUUGUGCUCCCAGAAGUGUUGUAAAUUUUUAUUGAAUUGUAAACUGUAAACAGAAAGCGUAAAGUGGUUUCAAAUACAAAGAAUAAAAUUUCAUGUAUGCACAAUUCUCUGGAGAAGUUCAAAUGCAUAUAAAA